Eleginops maclovinus (Patagonian blennie) is the source of this 3007-nucleotide messenger RNA. RefSeq names its product guanine deaminase (gene gda). The transcript has 14 exons. The record is from RefSeq and is a predicted model, not a curated record. Bases 475 to 1830 code for a protein of 451 amino acids. Gene Ontology annotation, biological process: guanine catabolic process. Gene Ontology annotation, cellular component: cytosol. Lineage: Eukaryota; Metazoa; Chordata; Actinopteri; Perciformes; Eleginopidae. Gene Ontology annotation, molecular function: zinc ion binding; guanine deaminase activity.
ACCACUCGUUUUUUAGAUACAUUUUUUUUUUAAUUCUGAUUAUUUUUUAUUCUAAGCCUAUCUUGCAAUUAAGAAAUACCAUACAUAUUUACUUAGGAUAAAGUACACUGCACAGUCUAUCCGCAGAAAACCGGGAGCGAGUACUGUAGUGAGUCACAAGUCACAUUUGGCUUUGUAUCACGAAAUAGCAAAACUGUAAGUAAACUGGAGACAUGUUUUUCUUUAGUUUAUCAGUCAGUCUUGGGGACUGUGACAAGCAGGUAGUUUUACUAAAGCAACGUUUCAAACCGGGAAACCCAUUUCCACGCAUAGACACACACCCUGUCUUCUGAUUGGCUGCAGAUUGUCUCUGUGGGAGUUGCGCGUCCCGGUGCGUCGUGGUGAUUUGAGCUCUCCGAAGGCAAACCCCGGUGCUCUGUUACUGCUGCAGGUAUCUUUCGGUCACUGCUCUACGCCAGCUGAUCGAGUGAAAGGAUGGCAAACUCUAGAGGACCCACCACCGAAAUUGCUCACGUCUUCAGGGGAACAUUUAUCCAUUCUACGCAGCAAACACCGCUGCAGAUCUUAGAAGAUGAGCUCCUCGGAGUGGAUACAGACGGAAAGAUUGCUUUCAUUGGGAAAGCUGCCGAGUUAGACCGCCUCUCGCAGACUUUUGAGUUCAGUCCAUCAGGAGUCAUUCAACUCGCACAGCAUGAGUUCUUCAUGCCCGGAUUGGUGGACACCCACAUCCAUGCACCCCAGUACAGCUACGCUGGCACUGCCCUGGACAUGCCCUUACUGGAGUGGCUCAAUAAAUACACCUUUCCUGUGGAGUCACGCUUCAAGGACUUGGAGUUCGCCCAACAGGUCUACUCUCAAGUAGUGAAAAGGACACUGAGGAAUGGAACAACCACUGCCUGUUACUUUGCUACCAUACACACAGAUGCCUCUCUGCUGUUGGGCCAGAUUGCAAAUGACUUUGGGCAGCGGGCCUUGGUUGGGAAGGUGUGCAUGGACAGGAACAAUUCUGUGAAACAUUACAAAGAGACCAAUGAGGAGUCCCAGGAGGAAGCCUGUCGGUUCAUUGCAGAGCUCUUGAACAAAAAGUACCCUCUGGUGAGGCCGGUGGUGACUCCCCGCUUCGCUCUUUCGUGCACAGGAGCAUUACUGGGACAGCUGGGAGCGAUCGCUAAGAACAACAACCUGCACAUCCAGAGUCACAUCAGUGAAAACGUAGAGGAAGUGAAGCUUGUAAAGGAGCUGUUUCCUGAAUCUGAGUCUUACACAGAAGUGUAUCACAAACACAACCUGCUCACUGACAAGACAGUGAUGGCCCAUGGCUGCCACCUCAGUGAUGCAGAGCUGGCUCUGUUCAGAGAGACAGGAGCCUCUUUGUCUCACUGUCCCAAUUCCAACAUCUCGCUGUGCAGUGGAAUGUUAAAUGUCCGCAACGUCCUCAAACACAACGUGAAGUUGGGGUUGGGAACAGACGUGGCGGGGGGCUACUCGGCCUCUAUACUGGAUGCCGUGAGACGAACUCUGGACACGUCCAAAGUGUUGACCAUCCAGGAUCCGGAACACGUCACACUCACCUUCGAGGAGGUGUUCAGACUGGCCACACUGGGAGGCAGCCAAGCUUUGUCCAUGGAUGACCAGACAGGGAAUUUUGUGGUGGGCAAAGACUUUGAUGCCCUGAGGGUGAAUGUAGCUGCUCCUGAUGGACCUAUCGACCUUAUUGAGAGCAAGGAACCUAAGAUUAUUUUGGAAAAGUUCUUGAAUUUGGGUGAUGAUCGGAACAUAGUCGAGGUGUUUGUGGCCGGGAGGAAGGUUGUACCAUUUACAAAGGAGUAAAUGUUUACUACCAAAACACAUGAACAUCUGAGCAAUACAAUAUGAGCAGCCAAUGAAGGAUCAACUGCACAACGGCACAGCUGCACUGUCAGCUUUUGAUGAUAAGAGAGACAAGUAGGAAAUUAAUUAUUACCAUGAACGCUUUACUGCUAAUGCAACACAAGACUGAGGUCAGCUGACCCUGAAAUUGGUCUGUUUUUGAAGCCGUAAAGGGGAACUACUGGACUAAGGGACUUACAGAAUGCUGUGAACUGUUAACUAAUCCCUUUUAGUUUGUAUGUUCACACUGUUGUAGACUUUUCUUUACCUGAACUGCUUGUUUAAUACCACAUACAGUACUGCUGAUGGUAGAGCGCUAACUGAAACUUAUUUUCUGUUGAAUGCUGAAUGAUGACAUUGUGCUGCCUUGUGAAAUUGGAACUGGGGAAAUGUGGAUAAAGUUAUAUAUUAACGUAUAGGACUUUGUUCAGUGUCGCUGCAGAGCCUGACCUGAUUAUCUUCAGUGGCGUGGUGAUUUCAUUUUCAUGCUUGUGCAGCUUAAACAUGCUUUAAUGUUCAAAAACCGGAGUUGUCAUCAUUGCUCCUUUAGCUUUUACACAGUAUGCUUGACUCAGGUGUUUAAACUAUAAAGGCACAAAAGUAUUUUAUAGAGAUCAUUUUGGUUUCAGUAUGACUCAUACAGUUUAUUACAGUUAACAUCUGAUUACAACACCAUGUGUGGUAUAUUGAAGGGCUCGUGAUGUAUCGUGAUAUGAUACAUAUUUCAAAGUUUCCAUUCCAGUUGAUCGUUCUUUGUUCUAACACUUACCUCAAAAUCAGUGCAAUGUAAAACCACACUUAACAUGGUGAACAUAUGUUAUUUUGAUACAGCUUUGUUUUACUAACCUUAUCUACUAGUCAAAUCAAUGUUUUAAUAAAGAGAUUGUUGAUUUAUUUGAUUGUCAUCCUAAUAUUUUUGUGUGUAUGUGCUACAAACUUUGUUAUGAUUGUUAGGAAUUGAAGGGAAAUUAUCUGUAUGCUUAAUACUGUAUAUGUUUCUCCUGUGCUCCCUUUUUGCUAAUGUUUAUCUCAUUUUUAUCACAACAUAUCAGUCAAUGACACUGAAUCUUACAUGUUAAACUUACUCCUUGAUAGGUCACAUCAUGGACUGCUGAAAUAAACAAUACAACAAAGCCUA